CUACCGGUAUCGUCACCCUCCAAGGACGCUACAACAACGACACGAUUUCCAUAGUACCGUACGAAAGAAUCAGAAGACCCGUACAAACGAAGUAAAAACAGCCCAUUUGUUGUUGUAUUUCACAAAUUCUUACCGGUACAUCGAACAACCCGAGAAUAUUUUGACGGUGUUACUGCCCCUUGAUCUACUACUAUAUGUGCAGUUCACUCUUUUGUUCUCCUCUCCGAUGACGGAAUUGAAUGAGUUCAACACUCUUGUUCAGACACUGGCUAAGAAUAACCGGCGGCGAAGGCUACAAUGUUUGUAACUAACCUUCUUGCUGACUGGUGGGGCAGACAAGAAAGCAAUCGAAACGUCGAACAAGACGGUAGCACGUACAAAGAUUUCCUCGAUCACCAAAAAACUAUAUGGAUUCCCUCCGAGUUGUACGAGAAAUGCUGCCCCCGUUUCUUGGUGGGCGGUGUAUCGCAACGAAACAAGAAAGGGCAGUUUGUUUGCGUCGGGAAAUGUUGCAAGAUCCAUCCCACCAUCAUGCUAUAUUUCGAUGCAGCGAAAUCAUGCACGAUAGCUACGCUGUCUUAUCGCCUCGAUCCAUUUGUUCGGUACCUCGAUCGGCGCGUGCAGGACGGCAGUGCUGUCGUAAAGUCGCCUUAUUACUACGAACUGGAUGGGUAUGUGAGAGACAACCUACAUCGCCUGAGAUAUCAGCAGCGAUUGUUUGGAGGUCAUUUCGUCAAGGUAGCCAUAGGAGCACUGAAAGAAUCCGAUGCAGCCCAAUCAAAAUUAUUGGAAGAGGCCCAUCUGAGACAGCUCAUGCGUAGACACCGCCCUUGCAAUCUUUCAAGCAAUAGUUUCUCCGACAAAGAAUCCGCCUCGGCUUGUGUGGCACUCGGAAUCGAACCCCGCUCGCAUCAAGGUGUGGAAAGACUGGAAAUGGCUCUUGAGAUUUGUCGGUUGUGGGGCCUCGGCGAUCAUUUGGACGUUCUGUCAAUAGAUUGCAUGCUCAAAACCAGUCACUUUUUUAGGCAAUUGGCCGUUCCGAUGGCCGAGGAGCGCGUAAACGAUUGUGAGUUCGUCGUCACUCCACUGGUGGAUGGUCACUACACAUCUGGGUAUUCUGUCUUUCGAAGAGGCAACGACGACCAACCGAGAAUUUUCGAGCGAGAACACGGUCGUCUUGUAGAAUACGCCGUUUGCCCAUCGGUUUUGUACUGUCAAAAACGAUACGGUAGCCAAGCAAUACCGUCUGGCAAGUGCAUGCGGGAAAUAAACAAGGGUGGACGCUACUUCCCCAGCCUACAUUCGAGUGUCGACUUUCGUCGCAGCAGCAACCGGAACGAAAAAGUCAAACCUGAGCUUCCUACAGGAUUUUCGUGGGCGUGCGAGGAACUUUCCUUCGCCAACCUGGAACUAGAAUGCAUGGAUAUUGGUUUGCGCGAGUACAUAGGCCAAAAGAUCAACAUCCAGUGGAGACGCACCGAGGUCGACGACCCUGGAUUCCAACGCGACUAUAGCAGUUUUCGUGACGAGAAGUCGACGGGUUCGAGCGACACGCCGGAACAGGUCUUUUGUGUGAAAUUGGGCUGGGCACCCACGAAAAAUGGGAUCGUGGAUAUAUCGGUCCCCCAUUUUGGUGUGAAACUGCACAUUCCGAGGAAUUCGAUGUCGCAAGUCGAUGAUGUUACGUUUACCUACAAGGGAACUGCGCAAGUGUUAGAGUGCAAGUCGGACUUCACCUUUCUCGUUGCGGCCUAUGCCCGAUCCUUGCAACCGUAUUUAAUAGCUCGACAUCAGCAAAUCGAAACCCACAGACCGUUGCUACGGCACGAGCAAGAAUACUUCGAGGAAGUUCAAAAAGCGGCCUCGUUGUGUCACUUGUCACGUACUUUGUAACUGGCAUUUGUCGAUCUGCCGGGAUGUAUAAUUAUCGUUGGAUGUAUUAAAUAAUGUAUUCCGUU
Messenger RNA from Pseudo-nitzschia multistriata, 1958 nucleotides. Lineage: Eukaryota; Bacillariophyta; Bacillariophyceae; Bacillariales; Bacillariaceae. The record is from the annotation of a GenBank genome assembly.